UUCUUCUUUAUGUUUUCUGUACUGGGUAUUUAAAUUUCUUGUUCUUCUUCCACUUGUGUUUCAAAUAAGCUGGAAAAAAGAUCUUUUUCUUCCUUGAAAAUUAAUGGGUUUCCUUUUUACUAUGACUUUUUAGUUUUGGCUUUCUUUGUUGGCUGCCUUUAGCACUCUUUUAUUUAUUAUUAUUUAUUUUUUUAAAAAAUUUUCGUCAGGUAUUCUCUUAUAAAUUUUCAUUUUCAUUUCUGAAAAUUGUGUGAUAUUUUUUUUGUAUGCUCUCUGUUCGUUUAUCUCCACUAUGUGUUGGGUUUUUCUUUUUGUCUCAAACCGCUAUAAUUACCUUAUUGGAAAAGGGAAUUAAUUUCAAUUUUCCAAUUUUGUGAAUGUAAUUUGGGAUUGUCUUCCUGUAAUCUGAGCCAAAUCAUAUUGAGGUAGAGGCUAUUGUGCUCAUUGAACAUUGAAGCGUAGCAUUUUAUACAUAGUGAGAAAUUAUUGUUGGAGAGAUUUUCCAAAUGCUAAACUUUGGCAGGGCCAGAACCCAGCAACGGUCCGGUCGACCCAUGUCUCUUGGAGGCAUGGAUUAUGCAGAUCCGAAGAGGAAGAACAAUUUUGUAGGAAAGAUUCUUUUGGCUGCUACCCUUACAGCAUUAUGCAUUGUAAUGCUGAAGAAAUCCCCAUCUUUCAACACCCCAAGCCCGUUUGCUAUUCAUGAUCCAAGGGUAACUCACGUCCUAGUAACAGGAGGUGCAGGCUAUAUCGGUUCACAUGCUUCAUUAAGACUUCUGAAAGACUCAUAUCGUGUAACUAUUGUGGAUAACCUUUCACGUGGAAACCUAGGUGCCGUCAAGGUGCUCCAAGCAUUAUUUCCUGAACCUGGGAGGCUUCAAUUUAUCUAUGCUGACUUGGGGGAUGCCAAAUCUGUAAAUAAAAUAUUUUCGGAGAAUGCCUUUGAUGCUGUGAUGCAUUUUGCUGCUGUUGCAUAUGUUGGGGAAAGCACCCUUCAUCCACUUAAGUAUUAUCAUAAUAUUACAUCAAAUACUUUGGUUGUUUUGGAGUCGAUGGCAGCACAUGGUGUGAAGACAUUGAUAUAUUCUAGUACCUGUGCAACAUAUGGAGAACCUGAAAAGAUGCCCAUUACUGAAGAAACGCCACAGGUUCCAAUUAAUCCAUAUGGAAAAGCCAAGAAGAUGGCAGAGGAUAUUAUCCUGGAUUUUGCAAAAAAUUCAGACAUGGCAAUCAUGAUUCUGCGAUACUUCAAUGUAAUUGGCUCAGAUCCAGAAGGCAGAUUAGGUGAAGCGCCGAGACCUGAACUGCGUGAGCAUGGGCGUAUAUCUGGUGCUUGUUUUGAUGCAGCUCGUGGUAUUAUUCCUGGGCUAAAGGUUAAAGGUACUGAUUAUAACACCCCCGAUGGCACUUGCAUACGUGACUAUAUUGAUGUCACUGACCUGGUCGAUGCUCAUGUGAAAGCUCUCGAGAAGGCAAUGCCCAAUAAAGUUGGAAUCUAUAAUGUUGGGACUGGAAAAGGUAGAUCAGUAAAGGAAUUUGUUGAGGCAUGCAAGAAGGCAACAGGAGUGGACAUCAAAGUCGAUUACCUGGACCGCCGGCCUGGUGACUAUGCCGAAGUAUACAGUGACCCAACAAAGAUCAACCGCGAACUAAACUGGACAGCAAAAUACACUGACCUGCAAAAGAGCUUGCAGGUUGCAUGGAGAUGGCAAAAGUCACACCGUAAUGGGUAUGGGACCCCGUUGGUGAUGUCUUCUUGAGAAUGGUAGCAGCAUUGCAUACCGUCAUCAUCGUGAUUGACUCAAGAUCCCACAUGCUGCCCAGCUUAAGUAGCACAUUGUAGUUGAGUUAGUUGAGGGGUUUGGAAAUUGAAAUUAAUUUUGUCAUAUACAUAAAAUUAUUAUUGACUAGUUGUAGAAAAGAGCAGCAGCCUUGUUUGGCUGAAAAAGGAAGGGCAGCCCCAUUGUUACAUGUAUUUGAACAAAUGAUUAGUUCAAUAAUGAUGCCCAAGAUGCAGGUAUAGCCUUUAUUCUAUGUUAA
Molecule: messenger RNA, 2040 nt
Organism: Ziziphus jujuba (common jujube)
Lineage: Eukaryota; Viridiplantae; Streptophyta; Magnoliopsida; Rosales; Rhamnaceae
Product: UDP-arabinose 4-epimerase 1
Exons: 11
Coding region: 507-1760 (417 amino acids)
Biological process (GO): beta-D-galactose catabolic process via UDP-galactose, Leloir pathway
Cellular component (GO): cytosol
Molecular function (GO): UDP-glucose 4-epimerase activity
Source: RefSeq, a predicted model, not a curated record